This is a messenger RNA of Erigeron canadensis, 1731 nucleotides long. RefSeq names its product asparagine synthetase [glutamine-hydrolyzing]-like. Gene Ontology annotation, cellular component: cytosol. The record is from RefSeq and is a predicted model, not a curated record. Gene Ontology annotation, molecular function: asparagine synthase (glutamine-hydrolyzing) activity. The transcript has 13 exons. Bases 1 to 1731 code for a protein of 576 amino acids. NCBI's taxonomy places the organism in Eukaryota, Viridiplantae, Streptophyta, Magnoliopsida, Asterales, Asteraceae.
AUGUGUGGAAUACUAGCAGUGUUGGGGUGCUCCGAUGACUCUCAGGCAAAAAGGACUCGUGUCCUUGAGCUCUCUCGCAGGCUAAAGCAUCGCGGUCCAGAUUGGAGUGGUCUAUAUCAGCACGGGGAUUGCUAUAUAGGUCAUCAACGACUAGCCAUCGUUGAUCCGGCCUUCGGAGAUCAACCCCUCUACAAUGAAGAUAAAAGUAUCGUAGUAGCGGUAAAUGGUGAGAUAUACAAUCAUGAGGAUCUACGUAGCCGUUUGCCGCGCCAUAAAUUCAAAACCGGUAGUGAUUGUGAAGUUAUCGCGCAUCUUUACGAGGAGUAUGGAGAAAACUUUGUUGACAUGUUGGACGGGAUGUUUUCUUUCGUUUUAUAUGAUACCAACGAUAACAGCUUUAUUUCGGCUCGUGAUGCUAUUGGGAUCACAUCUUUGUACAUUGGUUGGGGACUUGAUGGGUCGGUUUGUAUAUCAUCUGAACUAAAAGGGUUAAACGACGAAUGUGAGCAUUUUGAGGUGUUUCGGCCGGGACACUUGUACUCGAGCAAAAUAGGUGGUUUUAAGAGAUGGUACAACCCUCUAUGGUUCUCAGAAGCGAUUCCAUCUGGUCCUUAUGAUCCUAUUGCUCUACGACAUGCUCUAGAGGACGCCGUGAUCAAAAGGCUAAUGACAGAUGUACCCUUCGGAGUUCUCCUAUCAGGAGGUUUGGACUCGUCACUGGUGGCUUCCAUCACUGCACGUCAUUUGUCUGGUACAAAGGCAGCCAAGCAAUGGGGAGCUCAGCUUCAUUCCUUUUCGAUUGGUCUUGAGGGUUCACCAGACCUAAAGUCUGCAUUGGAAGUAGCUGGUUAUUUGGGUACGGUUCAUCACGAGUUCCACUUUAGUGUUCAGGAUGGUAUUGAUGCCAUAGAAGAUGUAAUUUAUCAUAUUGAAACAUAUGAUGUGACGACAAUAAGGGCUAGCACACCAAUGUUUCUAAUGUCCCGCAAGAUCAAGUCCCUUGGAGUGAAAAUGGUGAUAUCUGGAGAAGGCGCAGACGAGAUAUUUGGUGGCUACUUGUACUUCCACAAGGCACCAAAUAAGGAAGAGUUCCAUCGUGAAACUUGUCGCAAGAUAAAGGCCAUUCAUCUGUAUGAUUGCUUGAGAGCAAAUAAGUCGACAUCUGCUUGGGGCUUGGAGGCUCGAGUGCCAUUUCUAGAUAAAAAGUUCAUCGAUGUUGCAAUGAGUAUCGACCCCAAGAUGAAAAUGAUUGAUAUUGAGAAAAACCGCAUCGAAAAGUGGAUUCUUAGAAGGGCUUUUGAUGAUGAAGACCGUCCGUAUUUGCCAAAGCAUAUUUUGUAUAGGCAGAAAGAGCAGUUUAGCGACGGUGUUGGGUAUAGCUGGAUCGAUGGACUAAAAAACCAUGCCGAAAUUCAUGUGACUGAUAAGAUGAUGCUUAACGCAACACAUAUCUUCCCUCACAACACACCAAUGACAAAAGAAGCAUAUUACUAUCGUAUGAUCUUUGAACGGCUCUUCCCUCAGAAAUCAGCAAUCUUAACCGUGCCUGGUGGUGCAAGUGUGGCGUGCAGCACUGCUAAAGCUAUUGAAUGGGAUGCUUCUUGGUCCAACUAUCUUGACCCUUCAGGAAGAGCUGCUCUGGGAGUUCAUGAUUCAGCUUACGAACAUAAGGUCAGCACAAAGGUUUUUCAGGACGGGCACAUGAACUCACAAUUCGAAGUUAGGAUUUAA